GAAAAGCAAGCGUCGAUUUCGUUGGUUCGUUAAAUUCCGGUAGAUUUCGAACGUAUCUUGUUUUACCCUAAAACCAGGGUAUUUUGUGGCCAGCGGGAUGAAUAGUGCAUCGAAGCGGCGUUCUGCCGGUGCCGGUAAGAAAGGGGCGGCGGGCAAACAGCCAGAAGCGGAGACCGCGGACGAACCGGCGAUGGACGCCGAGGUCGAUGAUGAUGCGAUGCUGUCCGAGGACGAGGAGGGUGGCACGCGCAUCGGAGGCAUUUACAUUCCACCACCGGUGCCCCCCUACUGUUCGAACGAAAGCAAGGGCCCCCGGCUGAUCAUUGAUAAGAUCUCGAACUACAACUUCAAGAGUUAUGCCGGCCUCGUACAGCUCGGUCCGUUCCAUCAACGAUUCUCCGCCAUCAUCGGUCCGAAUGGGAGCGGCAAAAGCAACGUUAUCGAUUCGAUGCUUUUUGUGUUCGGUUAUCGGGCACAAAAGAUUCGCUCCAAGAAGAUCUCCGUGCUGCUGCACAAUUCUGCCCAACAUCCGAACACGAACAAGUGCACGGUCGGCGUGCACUUCAAGCAGAUUGUCGAUCGCGAAGACGGUUCGUUCGAUGUUGUGCCCAACAGUGAGUUUGUUGUCGCUAGAACCGCGUUCCGGGACAACAGCUCGUACUACACGAUCGACGACAAGCGAGUGCAUUUCAAGGAGGUGGCGAAACUGCUGAAACAGCACGGCAUCGAUCUCGACCACAAUCGGUUUCUUAUUCUGCAGGGUGAGGUCGAAUCGAUUGCUAUGAUGAAAUCGAAAGCACAGUCAGAGAACGAAUGCGGCAUGCUGGAGUACCUGGAGGAUAUUGUUGGGACGACACGCUAUAAGCAGCCCUUGCUUAAGAUCCACGAGCGUGCCGAAAUGCUGAAUGAUGAGCGGGCGGAAAAGCACAACCGCUGCAAGCUGGCCGAGCGCGAGAUGAAAGAUCUGGAGAAACCCAUGAGCGAAGCGGUCGAAUACUUGAAGCUGGAAAAUACGCUAACACGCACGAAAAACCAACAGAUCCAAAAGUACAUCAGUGAGCAGCAGCGAAAGAUUGGUGAGCUGGAGGAGGAACGAGGGCAAGCCGCUGGCAUUCUCGCCAAACAUGAUGAAACGUACGAAGCGCUGAAGGCGGAGCGGCUGGAGAAGGAAAAGAUCGUCAAGGAAGAGAUCAGACAGUACGAUGCGCUCGUAAGCUCGAAGGAGGCCAAGGAGACGGCACUGAAGAGCUCGCUGGACAAUUUCGCCAAGGUGCAGGCGAACAUGCGGGCUACGAACGAGCGGCGGAAGAAAACGAUCGAACAGAUCACGACGGAAAAGGAGAAAUUGAAGGAACUGAUGGAAGUGCCGGAAAAGAACCAGAAAGAAAUCACCGAGUCGGAGAAGAAAAUUGAAUCCCUCACGAAGCAGAAGACUGAGGUGGAAACCAAACUUACGGCCAACAUGACAACGCUGCGUGACGAAACCGCGGUGUUGCUGGAGGAGAAGGAAAAGGUUCAAACGGAACUGAUCGACUUGAAACGUGUAGUGGAUGAGAGUAAAUCGGCCCUAUCACUCGCCGAAUCGGAACUGAACAUCCUGCAAAGUGACGAGAUAAUGGAACGCCGUAAAUUGGAAACGCUACGCUAUUCGUUCGAUGAAUCAAACAAAAACUUUGAAGAGAAACGGCAGCGACUGCAAGAGCUGGAGCAAGCGCUACCAGCAACGCGUGCUGAGCUCGCCGAGGAACAGCAAAAGCUAACCCAGAAUACCAACGAAGAGAAGGAGCUGCGAAUGGAGCUUCGUGGUGUGCAGGGGAAACUGCAGGAGUCCAUGCAGGCCAUGCAGGCCAUGCAGUCGACGCGUUCCCAGGGCAAAGUUCUCGAUGCGUUGAUGCGCCAGAAGAACGAAGGACGCAUUCCCGGGAUUCUAGGGCGGCUCGGCAAUCUAGGUGGCAUCGACGCACGAUUCGAUGUUGCGAUCUCGACGUGCUGCGGCUACUUGGACCAUAUCGUGGUGGAGACCGUGAACACGGGACAGGCUUGCAUCGAUUAUCUAAAGCAGCAUGAUGUUGGGCGGGCAUCGUUUAUCGCGCUGGAGAAGAUGCAACAGUAUCAGCAAAAUUGUCAUAGUCGCAUUGAAACGCCCGAGAAUGUUCCACGAUUGUUCGAUCUGAUUCGGGUAGAGGACGAACGAGUUCUGCCGGCAUUUUACUUUGCCCUCCGUGACACACUCGUGGCUGAGAAUCUGGACCAGGGGCAACGGAUUGCGUACGGUCGACGCCGCUAUCGUGUCGUUACGCUCGGUGGUGAUGUGAUUGAAACGUCUGGCACAAUGUCGGGUGGUGGCCGAUCACAGCAUCGUGGUCGCAUGGGAACGCAGGUUCAGACGAAAACAUCCGCCUCCAGUGAAGCGGCCGGUGCAUCGAGUCGUGAAAUUGAGCAAAUGCAAAUCCGAGCCCAGGACAUACAAUCCCAGAUCAACUUCCUUCAGGAGCAACAAGGCUCCCUGCAGGCCAACAUUCAGCGCCUAACGGCCAAGGUGAAGCAACAGGAGAUGGAGCUGAAGCGAAUGCGGCUAGACGUGGCCAGCUUGCAGGAACAGUUGCCACGAUUGCGCGAGCAACUGGAACGCCAGCAAGAGCGCGUUGCCAGGACACACUCCGACCCGGAACGGGUGCGUGCCCUCGAGACGAAAGUGAGCGAGUGCAAGGAAACGUUCGAGCUAGCGAACGAUAAGGCAUCCAGUGUGCAGCAGGAGGUGGACCGGUACACGAACCAGAUCAAUGAAAUCACAAACAGCAAGGUAAAAUCAUUGCAGACGAAAAUCAAUGGCUUCACCAAGCAGAUCGAUAAACUGACAGCCAACAUUAGCAAGCUCGCGGUCGAGAUCAAAACGUCCGAGCGUAAUGUGAAGAAAUCGGAGAAUAAAAUCCGCAGCAUGGAGGAGGAGGUUGAAUCGGCGCAGAAUGCGAUCCGCAAGGGUAACGAUGAUCGAACGCAGCUGGAAGAGGAAGCUAAACAACUGAAGGGAGAGCUGGAACAAAUGAAGGAAGCGAUCGAGAAAGCGCACGAAGGUUCGUCGAGCGUCAAAAAAGAAAUUGUUGCGCUACAGAAACGAGAGGCAGAGGGAAAGAUGAAGCGCUUGGAAUUUGAGCAGAUCCUUCAGACCAUCGACGGUAAACUGCAGGAAACAAAGGACACGUUGCCGCACUGGAAAGAUAAGUUGAAACCAUUGAAACUACAUGAAAUCCCCGGAACACCGAACCCGGAACCACUGAAGGAGUAUACCGAGGAGGAGCUGGCGGGCUACAAGCUGCCCGAUCUCCAGUAUCAGAUUUCGAUCCUGGAGGAACAACUAAAUGCCAACAAGCCCAACUUGUCCGUGAUCGACGAGUACUUGCGGAAACAGGAAGCCUACCUGCAGCGGGUGGCCGUGCUAGAAGAGAUCACUGCCAAGCGAAAUGAAAUGCGGAAGCUCUACGACGAUGUGCGCAAGAAGCGUUUUACUGAGUUUAUGCGCGGUUUUCACAUCAUCACCAAGAAGCUCAAAGAGAUGUACCAAAUGAUCACGCUCGGUGGUGAUGCCGAGCUGGAGCUGGUCGAUUCGAUGGACCCGUUCACCGAGGGUAUCGUGUUCAGUGUGCGCCCUCCGAAAAAAACGUGGAAAAUGAUUUCCAACCUUUCCGGUGGCGAAAAGACGCUCUCCUCGUUGGCGCUGGUAUUCGCGCUGCAUUACUACAAACCGUCGCCGUUGUACGUGAUGGAUGAGAUCGAUGCGGCACUCGAUUUCAAAAAUGUCUCCAUCGUCGCUCACUACAUUCGGGAACGUACCAAGAACGCACAGUUUAUUAUCAUCUCGCUACGAUCGAACAUGUUCGAGCUGUCGGAUAUUUUGGUGGGCAUUUACAAGGUGAAUGAUUGCACAAACUCUGCGGCCAUCGACAAUGAUCCGCCAAAGACAAAUUACGUUGGCAGUCAAUCGCAACAACAGCAUCCACCAGCAUCGCAACAGUUUGGCUACGGCAAUCUGAAUAACAACGAUGACCACAAUGUUAGCCUGCAUUCACCGCCCGCUAACGGUGCUUCCGUGGCACGUGAUGCGUCGGAGGCUAACGGUGAAAGCAUGAUUACGAGCGCAGUUGAAAAUGGCAAUCAAAAGGACAACGAAACCAUCGGUGACAAAUCCGACGCGGAACCAAUGCCGAUCGAUCAAUCGAUCGUGGUAGAUAACAGCCACGUGCAACCGAUGGACGUCGAGAUGGAAGUACAAUGACCGUGUAUCGCAAUUUAUCUGUUUUUUUUCUCCAUUAAUCUAUGUAAACAGCGCUUGUUUGUACAAAAUGACCUCUAAAGAGAAGGGUAUACUAUAAAACUGUAAAAUAAAUAUUUUAAAAGAAA
Messenger RNA from Anopheles aquasalis, 4398 nucleotides. RefSeq names its product structural maintenance of chromosomes 4-like protein gluon (gene glu). Gene Ontology annotation, biological process: mitotic chromosome condensation. Gene Ontology annotation, cellular component: chromosome; condensin complex. Lineage: Eukaryota; Metazoa; Arthropoda; Insecta; Diptera; Culicidae. Gene Ontology annotation, molecular function: protein binding; ATP binding; ATP hydrolysis activity. The record is from RefSeq and is a predicted model, not a curated record.